Messenger RNA from Fusarium coffeatum, 1548 nucleotides. RefSeq lists its product as uncharacterized. Gene Ontology annotation, biological process: DNA repair. Gene Ontology annotation, cellular component: nucleus. The coding region runs from base 1 to 1548 and encodes 515 amino acids. Lineage: Eukaryota; Fungi; Ascomycota; Sordariomycetes; Hypocreales; Nectriaceae. Gene Ontology annotation, molecular function: catalytic activity; DNA binding. The record is from RefSeq and is a predicted model, not a curated record. The transcript has a single exon.
AUGUCGCGCUUCGGCCACGACAUCCUCUCCGUCUUCAAUGUCGCUUCAAGUAACAAGGAUUUCCUCGCCGACGUCAUCGAAUCCGGCCAGACACCAGCCGAUGAUUUUGAGGACAUUUUCAAGGAGAGUCUGUUAGCAGGCGCUCAGGAUUGGAAUUAUUUAGUUGAAUGCGCCACCUCUAUGCAACGAGCUCGCCGAUACGACAAAUACAGCACAGAAGCCCAAGAUCUUCUCGCAUAUGUACGGCACGCACUGGAAGGACGGGUCCUUCCGUCGCACUCAGACUCGGGGACGGAGACGGAGUCGCCAUGGGAGAUGACCGAUAGACUUAUCGCCCAAGCAAAAGAGCUUGAAGGCGACCCUGGAGUCCACCAGCCACAAAUUCCCGGGCGGAUUGAUAACCAGCAACUCUUGCAGCAGCCUGGGCUGGAGGCUUCAUCAAACAAAAGGAACCUCUCCAAAACUUCUCCUUAUUGGUCCGACCAACCUCAAGAGACGCUUCCUAAUGAGAGCCGCAAGUGGAGUGCUCCAAUGGCGUCGAUGUUUGAACCUUCACAAACAUAUACCUCUGCGUUAGCACAAACAAAUAGCAUAUUUCAAGCUCCGAGUCUCGGUAGCCUCGCUGUCGAGCAGGGUUCCCCGCAAGAUGUCACCAUGAGAGAUAAGGAUAAGACUACUAGAAGUGUCAAGCCCAACAGUGCUAUCUCCCCAUUCUUCACAGACGCCUCGGCUUCUGGCUCAGUGGCACAGAAGCGACCGCCGAGCGGGACUGUACCUUCGGUCCCUUUUGCACCUCUUACAUCACCGAGCUUUGGUCUCAUUCAAGAGGACCUCGCCCAUGAACCGUUCUGGCUGCUCGUUGCUGUCUCGUUCCUCAUCAAAACGAAGGGUGUACAUGCCAUCCCCACGUUCUAUAAAUUCAAAGAGCGAUUUCCAACUCCUGCAGAUGUCGCCUCUACACAGAAUGGCGAUGCGAUUAUUGCGAUGAUACGCCAUCUUGGACUCGCUCACCAUCGUGUAACAUUGGUGCAAAAUAUUGCUCGGGGGUUCUUGGAUGACCCGCCAGCUGCUGAGAAGCUGUACAAGGUGAAGAACUAUGAUUGUAGAGAUGUUGAACUUACACCACGCUCAGCUGAACUCAACGGAUAUGCACCAUUCUCGAAGAGAGGCGGCGAUGGAGACCUGGAGGCGUGGGAGAUCGGACAUCUUACACAAGGCAAGUAUGCUAUAGACAGUUGGCGUAUCUUUUGUCGGGACGAGUUGCUCGGCCGAGCAGAAGACUGGAAGGGAAAAGGCAAAAAACCUGAGUUCCAGCCCGAAUGGAUGAGGGUUCACCCUAAUGAUAAAGAACUCCGGGCAUAUCUCAGGUGGAUGUGGAUGAAAGAGGGUUGGGAAUGGGAUCCAACCACAGGCAAACGUAUCGUCCUGAGGGAAGAGAUGCGCAAUGCUGUCAAUGAAGGGAGAAUUGAGUAUGAUAACACAGGCGGGUUGAGGGUGGUGGAUAAAGGUACAGAGUAUCCAGUCGAUCCGGCUUUGACACAGGCUUAG